UUCGUUGUAAUGGAGUCGAAAUACACCCUACCAAGCAAAUCGCCCUUGAAGACAAUUGGUUCUAAUAUUAGAAAUGGAAUAAUACCACUGAAAAGAAAACUACAAAGUCCCGGAGGGGAAAACGGCAAUGGCAAGAUUUUUAAAUCAAAUGGCGUGGUGGGACCUGCAGUGGCCAAUAACAAAACAAAUGGCCAACAACAGAAUGCAGCGACGUCAUCAAAACCAUCUAAAAUGCAAUUGGAACAGCAACGCCAGGCGUUGCCUGUUACGGGCUGUAGGAAACGGUUAAUAGAGGAAAUUCACAAAUCGGACACACUGCUGAUAAUGGGUGAAACUGGUUCAGGCAAAACUACACAAAUUCCACAGUUUUUACUUGGAGCGGGAUUCGGUAAAAAGGGUGUCAUAGCAGUGACCCAACCACGUCGGGUAGCUGCUAUUACCGUUGCAAAACGUGUUGCUCAAGAACAACACUGCCAGCUGGGCGAACUUGUGGGGUACACAGUGCGUUUUGAGGAUUGCACGUCACCAAAGACCCGUAUCCGAUUCAUGACCGAUGGCUUUUUACUGCGUGAAGCCCUAGCCGAUAGUUUGCUGCGCAACUACAGCGUUAUUAUGCUUGACGAAGCACACGAACGGACAGUGAGUACAGAUGUACUCUUCGGUGUUGUGAAAGAGGCGCAGCGCAAACGUCGAGUAUGGAAUUUAGUUCCGCUUAAGGUAAUUGUUACUUCUGCAACAAUGGAUAUCGACCAUUUUGGUCGUUAUUUUGGUGUGAAGGGGAUGUAUUUGGAAGGUCGAACUCACCCGGUCCGAGUAAUGCAUGCCAAGGAAAGUCAAUCUGAUUAUUUACAUGCCACGUUGGUUACUUUAUUUGAAAUCCAUCGUAAUACGCCUGCGAAUCAUGAUGUCCUGAUCUUCUUGACUGGCCAGGAAGAAAUAGAAGCAAUGGCCCAGCAGAUAAGACAAAUCGCCAAGACAAAUCUCAGCACAAUUGCAGGUGUGCGUGUAUUUCCACUUUAUGCUCAACUCCCGCAAAAUAAGCAGUUGGAAUGUUUUUUGCCUGCACCAGCUAAUGCGCGAAAAAUUGUUUUAGCUACAAACAUCGCUGAAACAUCUGUCACUAUACCAGGUAUCCGGUGUGUAAUAGAUGCUGGCUUUGUGAAACGUCGCAUUUAUAGUCCAAGCACGGGAUUGGAUGUGCUCAGAGUAGUCAGAAUUUCUCAGGCCCAAGCUUGGCAACGAUGUGGUCGUGCUGGGCGUGAUGCGCCGGGCACAUGCUAUCGUACCUAUACCCAACAAGAGAUGAAAAGUUUUGAAAAGAUGCCAACACCCGAAAUUUUACGCAGCAAUAUAUGUUCCACCGUAUUACAAUUGCUGGCAUUGGGCAUCGAUUGUAAACGUUUUGAUUUCCUCGAUAAACCUCCAGCAGAGGCCUUGGAAGCUGCUUAUAAAAAACUUGAGUCCUUAGGAGCAGUGCAAAAUGUAUCUACAAAACCAGAAUUAACACCACUGGGAAGGCAGAUGUCCAAAUUCCCUCUUGAUCCUCAAUAUAGUAAGUUGUUGUUGGCAGCACCUCAGUUCGGGUGCAUGGAAGAAAUGCUUAGCUUAGUAUCGGUUCUCUCAAGUGAGAAUAUAUUUGUCUCGAGUGUUGAGAAACGUGAACAAGCCGCACUGGCUCAUGCGAAAUUUCACUCAAAACACGGCGAUCAUUUAACACUACUAAAUGUGUUUAGUGCCUUCCAAAAGACUGAAAAGAUUAAGUUAUGGUGCCAUGACAACUUCCUGAACACACGUAAUCUAUCAUACGCCCGCGACGUACGUAAGCAACUACUGGAGAUUGUUGAACGUUUGGACUUACAAGUGAAUAGCUGCGGGAACAAUUUCGAUCAACUUCGAAAGUGUCUUUUAGUUGGUCUAUUCGACAAUAUAGCCGAGUUACAACGGGAUAACUUUUACUUGACCAUAACCGGUCGUCAACGUGCCAAAAUUCAUCCCUCAAGUGUUUUCCAUGGAAAGUAUAGACCAGAAUAUAUAAUAUUCUCCGAAAUUGUCUUAACAGAGAGAAACUUCCUACGACAAGUAACAGAAAUUUCGCCAGAAUGGGUAGCGGAAGUGGUUCCUAACUUUGCUCAUUUAAGUCGUAUUAAAGUUUCGACGUAAUCACCGUAUGAAU
Messenger RNA from Musca vetustissima, 2173 nucleotides. RefSeq names its product ATP-dependent RNA helicase DHX33 (gene ath). Gene Ontology annotation, molecular function: RNA binding; ATP binding. The record is from RefSeq and is a predicted model, not a curated record. Bases 10 to 2160 code for a protein of 716 amino acids. Gene Ontology annotation, cellular component: nucleolus; intracellular anatomical structure. The transcript has 4 exons. Lineage: Eukaryota; Metazoa; Arthropoda; Insecta; Diptera; Muscidae. Gene Ontology annotation, biological process: positive regulation of transcription by RNA polymerase I.